Acipenser ruthenus (sterlet) is the source of this 2883-nucleotide messenger RNA. RefSeq names its product histone deacetylase 3. NCBI's taxonomy places the organism in Eukaryota, Metazoa, Chordata, Actinopteri, Acipenseriformes, Acipenseridae. Bases 153 to 1439 code for a protein of 428 amino acids. Gene Ontology annotation, molecular function: histone deacetylase activity. The record is from RefSeq and is a predicted model, not a curated record. The transcript is spliced from 15 exons.
UUUUCAUGACGUAGUGCAACACCCGCUGUUCCUGGUGACGUUCCACACAGUGUCUGUCUGGUGUGGGUUUAUUAUGGCGGCGCUGAAGUGAAUGGAAGUGGGUUUCGAUUAACUUAAACGCGUUUUUUUGUGACUUGUGAGCUGCAGCGAGGAUGUCGAACAGGACCGCUUAUUUCUACGAUCCCGACGUGGGCAACUUUCAUUACGGUGGUGGGCACCCCAUGAAGCCACACCGCCUGUCUCUCACACACAGCCUGGUCCUGCACUACGGACUCUACAAGAAAAUGAUGGUGUUCAAGCCGUACAAGGCCUCUCAGCAUGACAUGUGCCGCUUCCAUUCGGAGGAUUACAUCGACUUCCUGCAGAAGGUCAGUCCCAACAACAUGCAGGGCUUCACCAAGAGUCUGAACGCCUUCAACGUGGGAGACGACUGUCCUGUGUUUCCAGGAUUGUUUGAGUUCUGUUCAAGGUACACGGGAGCCUCGCUGCAGGGAGCCAUACAGUUAAAUCACAAGAUCUGUGAUGUCGCUAUCAACUGGGCUGGAGGCCUGCAUCAUGCAAAAAAAUUUGAAGCAUCUGGUUUCUGCUACGUGAAUGACAUUGUCAUCAGUAUACUAGAGCUGCUGAAGUACCACCCCCGCGUUCUGUACAUUGACAUUGAUAUUCACCAUGGCGACGGGGUACAGGAGGCCUUUUACCUCACUGACCGUGUCAUGACUGUAUCCUUCCACAAGUAUGGGAACUACUUUUUCCCAGGGACAGGUGACAUGUACGAGGUGGGAGCUGAGAGUGGCCGGUAUUACUGCCUGAAUGUUCCUCUUCGAGAUGGAAUAGAUGAUCAGAGCUACAGGCUCCUCUUUCAGCCGGUGAUCAAACAGGUGGUAGACUUUUAUCAGCCUACUUGUAUUGUUCUACAGUGUGGGGCUGAUUCUUUAGGCUGUGACAGACUGGGCUGCUUUAACCUCAGCAUAAGAGGUCACGGGGAGUGUGUGGAGUUUGUGAAGAGUUUUAAAAUCCCCCUGCUGGUGCUGGGAGGUGGAGGGUACACAGUCCGCAACGUUGCACGAUGCUGGACGUAUGAGACCUCACUGCUCGUAGAAGAACCAAUAAGUGAUGAACUGCCUUACAGUGAGUACUUUGAGUAUUUUGCUCCAGAUUUCACUCUGCACCCCGACGUCAGCACCAGGAUAGAGAACCAGAACUCCAGACAGUACCUGGAUCAGAUCCGACAGACCGUGUUUGAAAACCUGAAGAUGCUGAACCACGCGCCCAGCGUCCAGAUCCAUGACGUUCCCUCGGACCUGCUGAGCUACGAGCGCACAGACGAUCCCGACCCCGACGAGAGGGGCUCCGAGGACAACUACUCCAGGCCUGAGGCAUCCAAUGAAUUUUACGAUGGUGACCAUGACAACGACAAAGAGAGCGACGUGGAGAUCUGAUUGGCCAGUCCUGAAAAGGAAGUUGAUUUGGUGGAUCAAAGAGGAAGUGUGCUCAUGGUCAGAACUGAGCUCAGGAAGGGGCAAAAUAAAUAUUCAGUGGCUUUACCUACCCCCCCACCCCCCAGAAAGAACAUUUCCAUUCCUAGAACUAGGGCUGCAAUUAAAUGAAAAUAUGCUUUAACCAGUACAGUCAAACCAAGACACAUUGUUUACAUGCUUCUUUAAUGAAAUACGUGUCUGUGGCCAAACCACCACGGGGUCAGUGGAGGAAUUUGAAAAGAAGUGAAAAGUAGAACCGUGUACACCACCAUUUAUUUCCAAGCACAGCAAAGGAAGCACUAUCUGAUCAUAAUGCAGAACAAAACAAAUCGGAGAUCUGUAUGUUGCCUCAAAUAGACGUGGAUCGAGAUAAUGGGGUUAUUAUGCAAGAAUAGAUGAACUGUGCUGAAGGCUUGGUAUGAUAAUCUGUCUGCUGAAUCUGUGGUUCAAUGAACCUAAAAGAAUGCAGUCCUUGUUUCUGCUGUAGCGUGUGUUUAUAUGAAAAACAAAGUCCCAAAAACGUAUGAAUGGAAGCCCCAGCCCUGAAUGUUUACCCAUAGCAGCUGCCAUGUACCAAGAGCAACUCUGUUUUGCUCAGAAUAACCUGAUGGACCUGUGCCAGGCUGAGCCUGUGGAACAGAGUUCUGCACCGACAAGAGUUAAAGUGAGCAUCCUGAACAUUAGAACAGGAAGCAAGAACGGGUUAGUUACAUUGUGUAUGGAUUUUUAGAUCAUGUCCUUUGUAUUAUUAUUGUGUGACAAUGUUUUUUUUUUUGGUGAGAUGCACCACCCACUCGAUAUCGCGGGUGCCGGGGUCCAAUAAAAAUCUGCUAUAUAUCGAGAGACCCAUAGAAAAACGAAACAGGCUAACACAUACUGUACAGCCACUCCCUCGUUUUAUCAGGGGCGCCAGGGUCCAGUAUAAAUCCUCUACGCAACCUGCUUUGUAAUUUUUCCAAUAAACAGCAGCACACUGUUUUAAUUUGUACUGUGAAGGGUACUUGCUUCUCAUCAACUUCUGUCUCCACUUAAUUUCAUUUAUCUUCCUCUCCUUUCGCUGACGUCACUGCCUUGUGACUUGUGCUAGUGCAUUGCUGCCACACGUGAACACCUCGCUGGCUAAAAUAAAAACCGCUUCAGCAAGAAGAUAUUUAAUUUGCUUUGUGUUCUUGUUCAAUACAUGUGUAUAUGAUAGCAGUACAAUAUUAAUGCUUUGUUUUUAAUUGUUUUGUAUGUUGUUGUUUGUGAUGUGCAGGACGAAAUAAAACAAACAGUAAUUCUAGGUGCCUAUGUAUUGUAGCUAAGGCAUGCACAGUUAAAUUGUAAAAAUGGGGAUCCAACUCCAGGACCGCGAUCUAUCUGAAUACUCUGUAUAGCGUUUAUUAAACUGCACUGUUGUAGGGCU